UGAUCCAUUUGAACUGUUUCUAUUUGGCAUCAACUAUUUCCAUCCAUCAUCAGUCUAUUUCAUCCCUCGUCAGCCCUUCUCAUCCAUCGCCAAUUCUCUUCACCCAUAUUGCUGAAGAACUCCUCCUAUGAAGCGAGUUUAAGGUGGCGUAUGAUGACGUGUUACAACUAAAGAACGGUCCUCGCGCUGCGCAGCAAUUUCAGAAUCGAAGAUUCAAUAUUGGCCAACUAACCAUGGAUAAACGAUUGGGCAAGCGCCCUCUUCCCGAGGAUGAAUACUAUGACUCUGAACCUGACGAUUCCGACCGUCCCAAGAAACGGACGAGGGAAUCUUCUAGUGCUACACGCAGAAGUACUCGACAAGCCUCAAAUCACGCUUCCAUGCGAGACUCUGUGGAAAAUGACGUCGACAUGGAUGGCGUUGAUGAAACUAUUGAUGAUUCGCCUUCCGACGAAGAGUUUGAAGAUAGGAAAUCUUCCAAGUCUCGUCACUCGACCCGACUUUCUAUACUAAGGGUCACUCGCUCAAGGGAUCCUGCAUUGCAAGGCCAGCACAGACCGGAUGAUUCUGAGGAUGAAUUGGCUCAAGAUCACGAAUCUGACCAGGACGACGAAUAUGAAGACGUCAUCCCGGUUGUUCAUUCCGAUCUUGGCGGCACGGUGAGAACAUCAUCUCGUAAGAGGAGAAGACCGAGACCGUCGUAUGCACCUAGGAGAAAUGUUGAUAGCGGUUCGGAGAUCGAAUUUGAGACAGCGCGAAGGUCAAAGAGAUCGACCAAGGUUUCGAAGAGUAUGCGCGAUCCCGAGAUCGACGAUGAGUACGAAGCAGCCGAAGAUAAGAUCGCGUCUGCCCCUAAGAUUGCUGCAAUCAAAGAGGUUUUUGAAGAACAUGCAGAAAACUCAAAAUUUCAGCAAUUACAUCGCGGGGUGUGUGAUGGUUGUGGAUCGGUCGCAAGCCAUGCUAAGGGCUCCCUCAUCCCAUGCCAGGGAUGUUCUUAUUCGUUUCACAGGGGUUGCAUCGGUGUGAGAUCUCAGCGUGAGCAUAGAGUUACUAAGGUCGGCCCAAAUAACUUCGUGUUGCAAUGCCGCUUCUGCAUUGAGCUACCCAAAAAGAAGGAUAAACGUGCCCCGAGCUCCUCGGCUUGCCAGUAUUGCAGACUUGCCGGUGACUCAUGUGCGGAAUUUUCGGCAAAGAGAACUCCAAAGCAGGAGGAGAAAGCUAGACUUGACAAUGGGGGAGUCGACCCAGUCACAUUUGUUCAGCCUAACCUCGUCAACAACCCUGACAAUGUGCUUUUCCGCUGCUUCACGUGCAGACGUGCCUAUCAUUUUCGUCAUCUACCUCAACUAACCGAGGACCCCAACGAGGAUCGUCUUGAGAAGUACUCACUGGCUGGAUGGAAGUGCAGGGACUGCCUGAGCAUCGACUACCGGAUUCACGCGUUAGUUGCAUGGCGACCUAACGAUCAGGAUGCCUAUGUCGAGGGUCAGCGGGCCGACGAAUUUACGGAGGAUGAGCUAGAAUACUUGGUGAAGUGGGAAGGGAGAUCUCACAUUCACAAUACUUGGAUGCCCGGAGCCUGGGUUCAUGGCAUAGCCGCGCCUGCUAUGCGUGCUGCAUUUCAUAAACGCGAGGAGAACGAAUUCCCUAAGAUGACUACUGAGUCUGCAGUGAGAGAGGAAUGGGUUUUGAUCGACGUUAUCCUCAAUGUGAGAUAUAAACGCGGUUCUACUGCUUCCUCAAGAGAAGAAGACCUAAAUCGUAUCUCCGAUAUCCAGACCAUAUUUGUGAAGUUUCAGGGCCUUAGUUACGAAGAAGCCGUUUGGGACGAGCCUCCUCCUCGUGGUUCGUCAACCCUCUGGGCAGCGUUCACAGCUGCAUACGAUGAAUUUCUCAACGGCAAAUAUUUUCCCCCUGCGAGAGAUCGGGGAAUGCGCGAACGUAUCAGUAACUAUCGAUCGCUUGACUUCCAAACAUCUUGCGAGCUGAAAAGCCAACCUCCGGGUCUUAGAGAAGGUCGUACCUUGAUGCCGUAUCAAAUGGAGGGCGUUAAUUGGCUUCUUUACAACUUUCACCAGCAGCAGAACGUUAUCUUAGCCGACGAGAUGGGCCUUGGUAAGACGAUCCAAAUCGUCUCUUUUAUCAGCUCUCUUGUGCAGGACCAGCCCAAAUGCUGGCCGUUCCUGAUCGUCGUGCCGAAUGCGACUUGCCCAAAUUGGCGUCGCGAGCUCAAGGAUUGGUCCCCUGGCCUCCGAGUAGUAACUUAUCACGGUGGAAAGGUCUCUCAGGAUCUAGCUUAUAGACACGAACUCUUCCCUGAUGGGGUAAGAGACGGAAUGAAGGCACAUGUCGUGAUCAUGUCCUAUGAGGCGGCCAGUUCGGUGAAAACUACUUUUCAGACUGUAAAGUGGGCGGGCCUGAUAGUCGACGAGGGCCAAAGACUCAAAAACGAAGAGACUCAACUUUACAGAACCUUAACAGACAUGAAGAUUCCGUGCCGGAUCUUGCUAACUGGUACUCCGUUGCAAAAUAACAAGAAGGAAUUGUUCACUCUUCUUCAGUUUAUCGACUCCAAACACAACGCCGAGGAGCUUGACGUUCAGUAUAGCGAGUUGACGAAGGUCAAUUUACCAGAGCUUCACGAUCUUAUUCGCCCUUAUUUCCUGCGGCGCACUAAAGCUCAGGUGCUCAAGUUCCUACCGCCGAUGGCUCGAGUUAUCGUUCCUGUUACCAUGACGGUGCUUCAGGAAAAGCUGUCCAAGUCGAUUCUGUCGCGCAAUCCAGAGCUCAUUAAAGCUAUCAUCUUUAAAGACAAGCUAAAAGCGAGCGAUAGAAAAAACCUAAGCAACAUCAUGGCGGAUCUCCGUCAAUGUCUAUGUCACCCAUUCUGUUUCAGCGCUAACGUUGAAGACAAGAAUGUUGAUGAAGAGCAAAUGCGACGGAACCUAAUUGAGGCUUCGCCAAAGUUUAUGCUGCUGGAGAAAAUGCUUCCGAAGCUCAAAGCAGGGGGUCAUCGCGUAUUGAUAUUUAGUCAAUUCUUGCGAUGCUUGGACAUCAUCGAAGACUUCCUCAACAUACUAGGCCUUCCAUUUGGACGGAUCGACGGAUCCUUGAGCGCUCUCAAGAAGCAGAGGCAGAUCGAUACGUUUAACGCUCCAAACUCGCCUCUAUUCGCAAUGCUACUAUCCACCCGGGCUGGCGGUGUCGGUAUUAAUCUCGCUACAGCGGAUACCGUUAUCAUAUAUGAUCCGGAUUGGAAUCCGCACCAAGAUAUACAAGCUAUAUCUCGCGCUCAUCGAAUUGGACAGAAGGAGAAAGUUCUCUGUUUUCAACUGACGACAAAAGAUACCGUCGAAGAGAACAUCUUGCAGGCAGGGAAAAAGAAGAUGGCUCUCGAUCAUGCUCUCAUCGAGAGUUUGGAUGCUGAUAACGACAAUAGUGGCGAUCUGGAGUCGAUCAUAAAACGCGGCACAGAAUCUCUAUUUAGUGACAAAGAUAAAGCCAAGAUUACGUAUGACUCGGCAGCAGUUGACAAAUUACUAGACAGGAGCCAACUCGAUAAUGAAAAUACGGAUAAUCAGACGAUCGAAAACCAGUUCUCGAUCGCGCGUGUCUGGGCUAAUGAAUCGGGCGCAUUUACUGACGGUCCGGCGGAGGUUGCUGAUGAGGACCAGCCGUCGAAUACGAGUGUAUGGGAGAACAUUCUUAAAGCACGAGAGGAAGAGCAUUUACGAGAACUCGCGGCAAAACAGGAAGUAUAUGGUCGUGGUGCUAGACGCCGUGGUACUCAGGCUGUGGACUAUAACGGUGCUAGAGUACGUUACAUUGAGGGAGUUAAUGACCCCGAUGAACAGUCCUUAAUAGAAGAACAGCGCCCAGAUCCAGAUAGCGGCGGCUCCGAUGUUGACGGCGAAGACGAACUUUACAUCGAUAACGGCGUAGAGGAUGAUGAUGACGAGGCCUACGAGGAAGAGAGAGAAUUAGGGUCCGCGACGAAGGGCAAAGGAGCCAAAGUAACGUGGCACAGCCAAGGCCUGGAGAUGGCCAGAAACCUCUCUACUAACGCGCUAAGCCCGUCACGAGGAGCUCGUCAGAACGUCAACGCAGCCCAGGCAGUACCGGUGAUGCCCAGUCUCCGUCAAAGUCAGAUGCAGGGUCCACCAGCCACAGCCAACCGACCCGCACCGGAGGUAGGAAACUUGUCCUUGUCUUCGAUGAACCCCCCGCAAACUCGAGCUCCCCCUCAGGCUCGGGCUCCUCCUCAGGUUCGAGCUCCCCACAAGGUUCGAGCUCCUACCCAAGCUUCAGUCCCGCCGAUUGAAAAUUUUAGUAAUCGAUUUAGGGUCCCGAUCGCUCGUCGCGAACAAUCCUCUCUUGCUAACAAUUCUCGUGCGCCCACGGGCGUUCUUCCGGCUGUGCGACCUGAAAAUAUUUUAAGAUCAAACCCGGCCGUUGGAGGAUCAAAUCGCAACAAUUUACUGCAUACUUCUCUUAGUGGCCCACCAGCCUGCCCUGUAGGCAGAGAUGGCGUUUGUAUGGUCUGCAAGACUAAGCACCCUUUCAACUUUGUUUGCAUAGAUUUCAACUCGGAAAUCUCAUUACGACUCGCCAUCGACACUCUGAGAACUGGCGCAUCUCUCCCUCACGCUCAAGUAUACAGGGCAUACCUCAUUGAGCGUCUACGACAACUCUCAGGUCAAUGAGAGGGAUAUCAACGUGAGACUCACAGGCUCACGGACCCACGGUCCAAAUAUUGGCGAAGAAAAACUCUUCAUGCACUGGCCCACAGCUAGUUGCAUAGGUACCUACUCAUUACUAUUGCGAAAUAGUAAAUAAGGGGCAUCAAUCUGAUGCUAGCUACCUGCUAUACCAUGGCAUUGCCUUUAAUACUUAACUUAGCUAGUCGAACUCAUGUAGCUCAAUUGUAUUUCGCGCAGAAUCAAGCAAAAAAAUAAAAGAAAACCGAAAAAAAAAUCAAGUCAGUUAGGUAGACAGUCUUCUCAUCGUUGAUUUGCGGUCAAGACAUUUUGAAGUGUAUUCCAGGUUGUCCAACAGUUAUACAGGCCGUUUGUCACGUGGGAAACACAAGACAAGAACUGCAGGUAACCGUGGAAUGCAUUCAACCUUAUUUGAGGUCCAGCAAACGAGAGAGAUAAUAAUAAUAAUAAAAAUAAUUAGUUAUGCGAGUUAGGGAAGUUGUGUGCGGUAAAGGUCUCAUGGAUGUGUGUCUGUGUCAAGCUUUGCCCGGCAGAAAAUAAGUCCUGAGCCUCUAGGCAGUCUAUUAAAAGACCACCGUCACUUCUUGUCAACACUACUACUUUACUUAGCUUAUAUCAACUUACCUUUCCUAAAAAAAAAAAAGUUACCAAUAAUAAAUAACUCUUUAGGAACUAAUAAC
Messenger RNA from Daldinia caldariorum, 5398 nucleotides. RefSeq names its product PHD/FYVE-zinc-finger like domain-containing protein. Gene Ontology annotation, molecular function: chromatin binding; ATP hydrolysis activity; ATP-dependent chromatin remodeler activity. The record is from RefSeq and is a predicted model, not a curated record. Bases 234 to 4703 code for a protein of 1489 amino acids. Gene Ontology annotation, cellular component: chromatin; nucleus. Gene Ontology annotation, biological process: negative regulation of transcription by RNA polymerase II; chromatin remodeling. The transcript has 5 exons. Lineage: Eukaryota; Fungi; Ascomycota; Sordariomycetes; Xylariales; Hypoxylaceae.